AUGGAUAACAUAAUCAAUAAUAUAGAUGAAUCCACCAUUUCAAAAAUACGCUCAACUAUCAAAAACUUCGACGAUUUAUUUGAAGAAUUUGAAGCUGAAGCGUCUCUAACCUAUCCAAAUCCUCCAUCAUCAUUGUCAGAUGGUAGUGCUGAAAGUACAGUCGGAUUUUCACCAGAUCAUUAUCGAAAUCCUGACAGUCAAAAUGACUCUACCAUGAUUUCACAAGCUGCUGCUUUCUCACCAGGAACAGGUAAACAGUCUAACCGUUCUGAAAUUAUUGCAGGGCUUUGUUGUACAUCUACAAUACUGUCUCGCAAGGAUAAUAUAAAAGAAGGACGUCAAACUCCUCUCACGACACAAAUUACGAAUUAUACUGAUUCAGCAGCUCAUGUCCGUUUAGGAGAUAAUAAUGGCCCGUUGAAUGGCUUUACUUUGAAUAGUGCGUCUUCUACUGAUCGACUUUAUAGUAGUACGAAUAGUUCUCCAUCACAAUCUGCAUCAUAUUCAUCACAGUCAUCGAAUGAUCAUUCACCAUCAAUAACUCAAUCAGACGAAUGCCUUCGAAUUUUAGUACAACCAAAAGCAAAAUAUCGUGAUCGAUAUUGGAGUGAAACAGAUGAAACUAAAAAUAGAGCACAACGUUUUAUUCGUGCUGAUGGUGAUGAUGAAACUAAACAACAUGAAUAUCCAACUAUUGAAAUUCCUCCAAAAUGGUGCGAUCCAAACCGAAAUCUAUAUAUUCGAGUUACUCUUGUCACUGUUCCAUCAGAUAGAGCACCUAAAGUUUGUAUACAUCCGUAUGCAAUUGAUUCAAAAGAAAAUGGUGUUCGUCACGGAUCACACGAUAAUUCACUUUAUUUUCCAAUAACUACUGAAGAAAAGCAUCGUGGUCAAAAAAGUUUUCGUAUGAGUCGGAAGAAAAAGACUCAACCUGAACUAAAAUCUUAUGGACCUUUACGUUUAUAUGAUUCGAAUCAACAUGAUAUUCCAAGAAUUUCAAACGUACAUGAUGCUAAACAAAUUAUCAAGGUAUAUGAAUUAUGGAAAUCUCAACUUAUUUUUACUGUGGCUGAACUCGCAUGUAGUAAUCAAUUACUUAAUCCAGAAUAUUAUACAUCAGUAAUGUAUUCGACAUCAGUAAAAUCUCAAGUAAUGUGUGAUGUAGCUAGUAGACAAGAAAGAUUACCAUCAGUGAAUGAUUCAAUAUUUACAACUAUAUUGGAUAAUGAAAUAGUUAGAUGUGUACCAAGAAAAGGAGAUUGGGAUGGUGGAGAUGAAAUAUUAAUGACAAUACCUAAAAUUGAUAGACACAAAGGAUUUAAUGUUUAUUUUGAUUAUCAUUCAAAUGGAAUAGUGGAUAUACAAGUAACCUUUGUUGAUUCAAAAACAAUUUUUUUUCAAACACCACCAUGUAAAAAUCCUGAAUUUCGGGAAAAUUCAAUAGUCCCACUAAUUGUUAUACAAGGUGAUUUUAUACUUGCUCGUAUUGAUUUUGUAUAUAAGAAACGACGAUGUUCAUUAGCGGAUGGUAUGGAUACUGAUGGGGUUGAAUCAUUGAUUUCACCGAUGACUCGAUUGACAACAGAAGAAAAACCUAUUAAGUCAAAUCAUCAGUCGAACAAUGAAGGCAAAGGUUCAGAAUUUGAUAAAUAUCUUGGUCAGUUACAAGUGGCAGCUGUUGAAUUUCUUCGUACGAAUGAUCCAUCAAAAAUAUUUCGUCGAACACGUCUUUUAAUUGGUAAAUGUACCGAAAAUCCUCCACCAUUACACGAUGCUAUACAACAUAAUCAUAUUAACUUAGCAUUAAAACUUAUUGAACAAACUGUUGAUAUGCCAUCUUCAUCAAAUAAUUUACUUGAACGUGAAGAUAAUGAUGGUGUUUCACCAUUAUUGUUUGCAGCUAAAUUUAAUCAAUGGACUUUAAUUGAAGCUAUUCUUAAGAAACGUUUAGAUUUGAUUGAAAAAACUGAUAAGUCUGAUAAUAAUAUUCUACAUCUACUUGCAAAUAUAUCGGAAGAUAAAGCUACUGAAACAAUCAAGAAUAUUUUUGUAUUAUUAUCAAAUGAUACAAAAACAAAACUUUUAGAAAAGAAAAAUAAUAAUAAUGAAACACCAAUGGAAAUUGCUCAAGCGAAUAAUAAUAAUCUUUGUGUUGAUCUUUUUAAAACAUCUUAA
Adineta steineri is the source of this 2175-nucleotide messenger RNA. The record is from the annotation of a GenBank genome assembly. NCBI's taxonomy places the organism in Eukaryota, Metazoa, Rotifera, Eurotatoria, Adinetida, Adinetidae.